Erigeron canadensis is the source of this 561-nucleotide messenger RNA. RefSeq names its product dirigent protein 21-like. The record is from RefSeq and is a predicted model, not a curated record. The transcript has a single exon. NCBI's taxonomy places the organism in Eukaryota, Viridiplantae, Streptophyta, Magnoliopsida, Asterales, Asteraceae. The coding region runs from base 1 to 561 and encodes 186 amino acids.
AUGGGCCAAAACUAUAUUAUUCUUACCAUUUUUGUAUUCUUAUGUCUCAACCAAGCACAAUCCCAUUAUUUUUCAAAGAAAUUAUCACCAAAAUAUCUUGGUUUGAAGCAAGAGAAACUAACUCACCUCCAUUUCUACUUUCAUGACGUGAUUAGUGGUAAACCCCCUAGCGUCGUCAAGGUAGCCGAGGCCGCGACAUCCAACACCUCUAAUACCGGAUUUGGAACCACGGUCAUGACCGACGAUCCAUUAACAGUUGGUCCCGAACUAACCUCCAAGAUUGUGGGAAGAGCACAAGGGAUAGUUGCAUCUGCCGACUUAAAUGAACCCGGGUAUUUGUUUGUAUUAAAUUAUGUUUUUGUGGACGAAAAGUACAAUGGUAGCAGUUUGAGUAUAUUAGGGAGGAACGCCGUGAAAGAGCCGGUGAGAGAGAUGCCUAUCGUGGGAGGAACGGGUGUGUUUCGAUUUGCUCGUGGUUAUGCGCUCACAAAGACUCAUUUCUUCAAUGCUAGCAAUGGUGAUGCAACUGUUGAAUAUGAUGUUUACGUUCUACAUUAUUGA